Molecule: messenger RNA, 2151 nt
Organism: Cladophialophora carrionii CBS 160.54
Lineage: Eukaryota; Fungi; Ascomycota; Eurotiomycetes; Chaetothyriales; Herpotrichiellaceae
Exons: 2
Coding region: 1-2151 (716 amino acids)
Molecular function (GO): mannosyltransferase activity
Source: RefSeq, a predicted model, not a curated record
AUGGGUGUGCUACCGAUGAUCGACAGAUUUCCUGCUCCGGCGAGGAUCCAGCGACUCAGUGUGUUUGCCUUGGGCACAAUUCUCAUCGUUCUUCUCCUCGAGAACACACUCUUCCCGGAAGCUUCAGUCACCAGUCUUCACAGAAGGGGUGACCGAUCACGGUCCCAACACUACCAACAAUGGGGUGCCUUUGAACCGAUGUUAAUCCCCGGAUAUGUCAACACGGGACUGCCCGGGAAGAGAUCAUGCGACACUCUGAAAUACAACUCCACCGUCGGCGUGCAGCAGAGUUUCCACCUCAACGAUGAUAUUCAUCAAAUCGCUGUGGCCCUCGACCAACACCCCGUCGUCGACUAUCCCGAUGAGAUGAUGAACGACCCCGAGAUGGACAUGAGAGAUAUUGUCGAGAAGACGUGGACGCGCCUGGCAGGAUCGAGCGUGUGGCUACCCGAACAGAAAGUGUACUUGUCCGUGACCCGGGUCGUCUUCUCGCCAUCCAGAACUCGAACGGUGCCCAAGAUGAGUUUCCUCCGGGGUCAACUUUUCAAUGAAGACUGGGACCACUUGACCAAUCAUACGAUCACGUGGAGUGGCAAACAGUUCACGUUUCCCAUGGUUUUCGACAUACCAGCACAGUGGGAGGAUCACGGGGGCAUGUUUGGACCCGAAGACCCUCGUGUCCUCUUGGAGGAGGGUGUGGAGGAUGCGGAGCCAGUCAUCAUCUUCAACAUGGUCAGUAGGAAGUCCGACUGGAAGCGAGCAAUGCACCUUUUCCGCCCGUUCUCCAAGGCCUCGACGAUCCUCACCAUCAAGGACACCGAACGAGCAUAUAACGAGAACAGCUGGGCACCAUUCUUCAUACCCGAACAAGAGCAGCAAACCUUGCUUGGCAAGAUCCCCCUGCCGGUGCCGGGCGUCGUCCGCAAACCCAACGAAUAUAUCCACUUCGUCUACAGCUUCAGACCUUUGCGCGUCUUGAAGUGUCAUAUGCGUUGUGGCGACUGCGAAUUUGUGUACGAGCAGGACGUUCCAGAUAAGGUCUUCAACAAGCACCACGACGAAGCCGGCAGUGUGCGUGGUGGUACAAACUUUGUCCCGGUCCCGAUUCCGUCAAGCAUGGACAUCGACUCGAGGGUCCGAGUGUACGCAGCGUUUCCCCAAACGAACAUUGCGAAAUUUUGUGACGGGAACUUCUAUCGACCAGAGUUUGCCGUCAUGAUCAACAUUGGCAAUCAAUUCCAGCUUGCAUUUGCUUCCGAGUCACUUGACUUUGGCGAUUCCAUCCUGGAGCUGGGUCCGGAUGAUGAUCGGUGUGAGAAAUCGCGCAUUCUUACCCCUAAUACCGUGGUCCGCUGGGACACAGGCAGUGGUCAGGAUGUGAUGACUGUGACCUUCAGCGUCAACGAUGAGACCACUCAGGUGUCUCGCAUCCGCGGCCUGCUGGGUUUCGUCCGCAACCUACCGCAGUUCAAGACGUUGCUCAAACGAGAUGGUCUCCUGAAGGGUGCCGAUGCCGACCUCGUGAGCAUUCUGGCCUCGUGGGUCGGUGACGAUAUACGUGGCUGUCUCAUCGAGUCGGCGGCAAACUACACUGGCAUCACGAUGGAGGAUUCGGACCCCAGAGAUGAAGGCCAAGAGAUGGAUCUGUCCAAGGAAUUGAUGCUCCGACUCAAACAGAUCAAAGCAGAAGAGGCUGAACGUAACCGGGCGAAAGAGGCCGGUAGCGAGAGUAGCCCUGGCAAUGAACCAGCCCUCCCCAUCCUGGAACAUCCCCCAGAAGAAGAGGAAGAUGCCAUCUUUCACCCAGAGCUCCUGGGAGAAUUUGAAGACGUCGAAGGUCUCGCUGUCGAAGGCCUGGAAGAUGAGGGUACAGAGGACGAAGACAAGGAGGACAAUCCGAAGGAAGACGAACUCCCAAAAGGCGAAAAAGAGCAGGAAGAUGACACCAUAGAGCAGGAAAAGAACGACGUGGACGCAAAGGACGAGGCUCUGAAACCAGAAGGACUCGAUCGCCUCGUAGGCGCGGCGGGAGCCGAGGACAAGGAGCAGCAGGAGAGGCAACCGCUGCAUCCGCCCAAGGCCGCGCACAAUCAUGACAGCCACCACCACCGCUACCAUAAACAGCAGAAUUGGCGCCGCGCUUGGCCUUGA